AUGAAGCUCAAAGUUCAGCUUCUUCCAUUAAGGUCCAAGUUCGUAGCUUCUCAACCUUCCUCAUUCGUAGUUUCUUCCUCAUUCAUCAUUGUUAUGGAGGAUUUGCCUUCUGAAAAUCAGCAAAUAAGUGUUUCUGUGAAACAGAGCGAAGGAAAUGAAUAUGUGUCAACUCAAGGAAGUCAGGUUUGCGCGGAUUUUGUGUUAGAUUACACCACUCAAUUCACAACUGAACAGGUAUUCAAAAGUAAGGAUGAAUUGCUCAACUGGGUACGCGAUGUUGGAAAGAGAAAUGGCUUGGUCAUUGUAAUCAAAACAUCAGACUAUGGUGGAGGGAAAAAAAGACCCAGGAUGUAUCUUGCUUGUGAGCGGAGUGGCCAAUAUAGAGCAACAAAGAAGUUAAAACAUGAUGGCAACAAUACAUUAAGAAUAACCGGUAUGAAGAAGUGUGGUUGUCCUUUUGAUAUGAGGGCUCACAGGUUUACCACACAUGAUGAAUGGACAUUGACCGUAGUAUGCGGAUUGCAUAAUCAUCCACCUGCGGAGCACCUUGAGGGACAUUCAUAUGCGGGGAGGCUAUCAAAGGAUGAGAAAGCAUUGUUAAUGGAUAUGUCAAAGAGCAUGGUUUGGCCAAAAGAAAUCUUAGUAGCCUUGAAAUAG
Molecule: messenger RNA, 657 nt
Organism: Camellia sinensis
Lineage: Eukaryota; Viridiplantae; Streptophyta; Magnoliopsida; Ericales; Theaceae
Biological process (GO): positive regulation of transcription by RNA polymerase II; cellular response to iron ion starvation
Molecular function (GO): DNA-binding transcription factor activity, RNA polymerase II-specific
Source: RefSeq, a predicted model, not a curated record